AAAGAAUGAGAGGGUUUCGCCUCCUUCGAUAUCCAUUGAAGCGCCUGUGCUCAUCGACUUUGAACGACCAGUACAAGCUGUCUAAAUCCUGGACUCUAUAGCUAUGGAGGCGACGACGGAGCUGGCCACUGGAGCCAUCUACUUCCAGAACUCCUGCGCUCCUGAAGGUGCGCGUGGGCUCUGAGGUCUGGUGGCCGGCGAGCGUGGGAUGCCGUGUGUUUGCCUCGGUCGGGAUUCGGGGACUUUUUCCUUCGGGUUCCGCGGAGAUGAUGCCAUCACCUCCUCCGCCCCUGCGACCAAAGUCCUCUUCCCGACGGGAAGGGGGGCCGUCGGCCGCAGGUUCGGUGCUCUUCCUUCAACAAUUGUAGUUAAAUUUUAUGACUGAGUUCAUGUUCCGAGGAGCACCGCCGCUCUCUCUAUCCGGUGGGAGAUUCCUGAAUCCAAUCCUGCAUCCUUUGAAAAGCCGGUAUUAGUGAAAGAGCUGAUUUCAGCGCGUUCCCAGGAUCAAGCAAUCUUGAUCGCAAGUGCUGAAAGUUUUUGCCAGUGAGGGCAUCAUGGCUGCUACCCCGCUUCUAAUAAUCGUCGCUCUGCAGAUUCCUGUGACAACUUCUGAGUUCCGUUUUCUACUGGCAUUUGACGUUGCGAAUUCGUCGACAUUCGUCUCAUGAAGGACACGCUGAAAAGUUUAAAAGCAGAGAGUUAUCGAUUGCCCGGGGCUAGUGCUUUGUAAGGACUGCAAAGGGGCCUUGCCAAGACGGACACUGCCCGUCAUCGAGACUCUCGACUGUCUGAGAAUACUGUACUGAAGACUGUCUGAGAGCACUGUAAUCAAAAGAGACCCGAACGCUAAUGCGUUCAGCGAGGAUCACGGAACCUGCUGCAUCUGCUCCAGAGCCUAUACCCAUGCCCAAACCCACCCAAGCCUAUGCGUUAUGGGUGGGUUUUGGGUGACAUUAUUUUUCCUUGGGCAUGGGUGCGCACAAGUAAUGCUAAUGGCAGUGUUUGCCAAGAUCCAACCGAGAAUUUGCGUAAUUGGAGUAGCGUGGGUGGGUAUGGGUGGGCUUCGGUCGCUGCUGAUGGUUAUGGUCUGGUCUGGAUGCAGAUUUGAAGCAAAAUGUUGGCCUCUGAUCUGCUUUGUUCUUUUGACCGCGGUGUCACCCUGCCGCUCGGGCUACGCACUUCGCGGAUCAACAGCCGACGUCGCUGUUCGUCCUCCGGACGGCUCUCGACCUGUGGCCGCACUGCUCGGCUGCUCUUUCACUGAGGGGAGGACGCACUACCACGCGCCGCUCGCUCUCCUAGAUCGUCCCCGAGGAAAAAACCAGACUUUGAAGGAAGUAUUUCGCGCCGCACACACCGCGCGGUUGGUCGUCCGCACUGUGUGCAAUCUUACUUGCGUGACGGCUGGGGAGGUAGGUCGUCCGCACCGCGCGCAGGUCUGCCUUCGCCCGAUUUUGCGCGUCGGCCUCCCUCUCGCGGCCUUGUGCUCUUUCUUGCCGCAAGGGCAGAAUCUCAUUCCAGCCAGUUUCCUGGCUUAUGCAAACUGGCAGGAAUGAGAUUCUGCCCUUGCGUCCACCCUAUAUUGCAGACAUGUGUCCUGCAUGCGAGAGUAUUCCGCACGUGCUCUCGUAGAAGAAUUUGCAUCAACGGACCUCGGAUUUGGCACCGCAGAAGCAUGAGACUUGUACCAGCUGCAGGGUCGAAGGGCAUGGCCCCGGAUGACAAAGGAGUCUGCAUUCGUGUCUGCAUUAUACGAUGAGUUGCUUGCCACAUCUUUCUUCGCAAGUGUGAGUAGUGACGGUGAACAGAAGUUGAUGUUCAGAAAUGAAGUAAAAAGAAGACAAUAAUCCGUCCCGGCGAAGUUGUCCAUGCCAGCCAUUUCCUGCCUUCUAAUCACGAGCUUCGAGUCCUGUUGAGGUCCUAAGGUCACAUCAUGGUCGAACAUCAAAGUGCUCCCAAAUGCCAGUGUGAUCAGCUCAUGACCAUCCUUGUCGGGCCAUGUGACGAUAUUGACUUCAGCAGAAACAAUUUGGCUGCCUGCUCGUGGAUCCAACUUCAAAUCCUGGUCAAUUCCAGUCCACAAGGAGCCGCACCAGUAGUGAUCUUAACCAGAAAACUCAUAUCAUAUCGAUCAACUUCCUUGCUUUUGGCAAGCAUAAUAAUGAUAGGUGGUACCACGGGAAGGUUGGUAAUUUUGUAUGUCUGAAUGGAACUAAGAAGCAGCUGCGCGUCGAAUCUGGGUAUAAUGAUCAAAGCUCCCGGUCUAAAAUAUUGCGCAAUGCUCACCACGGCCAGCCCAUAAACAUGAUGACCAUGUAUCUCCUGUCCCUGAUCUCUGGACGAGCAUCAUAAAGAAGCUGCAGAAUGACAGCCAUGAUAUUCCAAUGAGUGAGCACCACUCCUUUGCUCAUUCUUGUGGUUUGUGAAGAGUACAAAAGCGCAGCUAACAGAAAUAGAACUAUUUCGGGUGAGUCGUUUCUUCACAAUAGACAUGACACUUGGUUUUAGCCAAGUGUCCUGGUUCGCACCGUCGUCAAAAGUCUGCCUUAGCCUUUUGACGACAUAUGCAUAGCAUUGUUUGCACUCAGAGAAUUUGUUCUGUUCCAGAUUCUUCCUUCAACUCCAGCUGAAAGGCAUAUUUAGGUUUUCCAGAACUGAAAGAAGGUGCUUUGAUAACUAUCAGUUUUCUUUUCCUGAACAGUUGAACAGGAAUUGAGUGGAGCCGCUGCUUUUUUAUGCAUAUGAUGUUGAUGCCCUCGGUAAAAAUAUGUGUUGUGGCUUUCCUGUUCAAAUCUGAUUUACUGAACAAUGGGAACUGAAGUUCACGUCCUCCCUUCACCCUAGUAUCCUCUCUCUUUCCGGGUGGUAACUCCGUCUAGAACUGACCAUUCAGCACUCGGGGUUCUGCUCACGGAACAUGCUAUGCACUUUGUGUGGAGUCUGUUGAGCUAUUGUAAAGGCCUGGUAUGCGAGGCAUGUUGAUUUGAACGUUUUCGGUUCGUACCCCCAGUAUGGUACUGUUCUCGUGCCAGCAUUUUGAGUUGCUUGUGGAAAGCUUUGCGAUUUUUGUGAAAAGCCAAACUCUCACUCGAUUGUUAGUAUCUGGACACUGAGUUGUCGAAAUCUCAACACUCGAUGCCAGCUUGUCUUUUCUUUCGUCCUUACUUCUGUUGAUUCAGCUGAGUGGGAUCAAACUCUCAUCGGAUCUCGGUUACUGUCUGUCUGUCGGAGCUUUUCCGUCCAUAUUCUUGCUUGUGAACUGAGCUAGUUUUAGCUAAGAAGAAGAAGAAAAAUUUGUUCUUUUUAUUUCAAUGCCUAGCUCGUAUUUUCCUCCACAACAGGCUCACAAGUCAAAUUUCACUUACUUGUUAUGCAAGGUCCUUUGAUUGGUGUUAUCUUGUCGAUGCUUCGAUGCCGAGUACUUAGGGUAAUCUACUAGAAAGUGUUUUUGUCAUCAUAUCUCUCGCGCUGACCUUGUUGAUGCCAUCGUUGCUUAACUUGCUACAUGCAAACAAGACAAUCGCAUCUGCCUGUAGUUUAUGUGUGUCGGCUCAAAUUGUGUGAGCCGCUGCAAGUUGUACCUCCUCGGAUUUCCAGCCAUCGGAAUCUCUCUCUCUCUGUGUUCGGCAGAUUUUUCAGCGGGAGCUUUUCAUAAGCCCGUUGCAUUGUGCUUAGGCAUUUCGUUUUUUGUACUUUCAUAACUGCACUCUGUUUCUUCAGACCCCAGUAUCUCUAGCUCUAAGCCCUAUGCCAUCAUUGGUCUACCAUGGGUGUGGGCAACAUAUAUCGGUUUGUUAGGUUUUGAUUUCACUUCAGGAAAUGACUAUUUUACUCACUGAUGAAGUAGCCGGACUCUGUUACGAUUAUGUGAUGCCACGAGUAGACCUUGUCUGUGGUCCCUGUUUCAUCUUUUGUCUGUCUAUCAACUGAAAACAACAAGAGGGUGGAGGCUUUUUCCCCCUUCAUGUGCACACCUCGUUCUGUGUCUUCUACGAUGGUUCAUCUACGUGAUGCAUGAACCAUAGCGCGUCAGGGGAGUCGUGGAAAUUACGUGUAUCUUAUCAGGUUUAAGCCAGUAUCAAAACCUAAAGCAAAACAGAUGAGGUCGAGUGCUGGGCAUGAGCACCGUAUUCGACCUUGACGAGGAUCAUGUGCACCUGCCUGUAAUGUGCCCGAAGGUAUGAAGGGUUUAGAGAGUAUCCAAUUGCAAAGGGAAGCCAUCAAGCGAGCCAGUCCAUAUAAGCGAGCCAGUCCAUAUACAGGCCUUCUCCUGACUUGCGCACCUUCGUCAAAAGUCUGCCUUAGGCUUUUGACGACUGAUGGAGAGCAUUGUUUGCACUCAGAGUGAACAAUGCUAUGGAUGGUUCAAAGCAUUAUUGUAUUGAGCUUAUUCCGCAUUCACAAAUUCACAAAUGUGUCUGCUCUGUAUGUGUGGGUGCAGAAAAUGAAUACCUGUCUCGGGAUCACUCUGCUGGUGGUGCUGUGCUGCACGAGCUGGAGCAGUGCAGGCACAACGAGUCGAUACAUGCGUAGAUUGGAAGAAGGUGUUGACCUCCCGGAAAACAGUACUUAUUUCAAGAUCCCCAAAGGAUAUAAUGCUCCUCAACAGGUACAUAUACAUCAAGGAGAUUUCGAAGGAAAAGCUAUCAUAAUAUCAUGGAUCACCCCGGACGAAGCUGGAGAUAGUAAAGUAUUGUACGGGAAAGCUCCAGGUUCCAAGUACACCACGUCUGUCACGGGAGAAGCUAGCACUUACAGCUUCUACACUUACAAAUCUGGAUAUAUUCACAAAGCUGUAAUUAGCGGCCUUGAAUUUAGGACCAGGUACUAUUACACGUUGGGAACUGGAGACGCAGCUCGAGAAUUCACGUUCGUGACACCUCCAGAAAGCAAACUGGAGACCCCUUACGCCUUCGGUGUUAUUGGUGAUCUUGGGCAGACUAUGGAUUCAGUGUCUACACUCCAGCACUAUAUGAAGAGUUUCGGACAAACAGUUUUGUAUGUAGGAGACUUGUCUUACGCUGAUGCCUAUCCUUUUGACAAUAACGUUCGCUGGGAUACGUGGGGUCGACUGGUGGAGCCUAGCACAGCAUAUCAGCCGUGGAUCUGGACAGCAGGCAAUCACGAAUUAGAUUACCUUCCUGAAGUUGGUGAAACUAUCCCUUUUCAGCCAUACAUACAUCGAUAUCAUGUGCCAUUUGAGGCUUCAGGAAGCACAUCUCCCCUGUGGUACUCGAUCAAGCGAGGACCUGCCACAAUCAUAGUUUUGUCUUCUUAUUCAGCCUAUGGAAAGUAUACACCGCAAUAUCAGUGGUUUUUGCAGACCUUGGAAGCUGUGGAUAGAAGCGUUACUCCAUGGUUGAUAAUUCUGGUGCAUUCACCAUGGUACAACAGCAACAGCUAUCACUACUACGAGGGUGAAACUAUGCGAGUCAUCUUCGAACCAUUUGUAGUGAAAUACAAAGUUGAUAUAGUUUUUUCAGGACAUGUGCAUGCAUACGAAAGAACAUAUCCGGUUUCCAAUGUUGAAUAUAACAUUGUGAACGGACUAUGUACACCUAAGAAUGACAACUCUGCACCAGUUUAUGUGGUUAUUGGAGAUGGCGGUAAUGUGGAAGGACUGUCGGGAACAUUCACGGACCCUCAGCCUGCAUACUCAGCUUUUCGAGAGGCGAGUUUUGGACAUGGAUUAUUGGAGAUUCAGAACCACACUCAUGCCUACUUCACUUGGCAUCGCAACCAGGACGGUGAGAGAGUUUCAGCAGACUCGGCUAUGUUUUUGAACAAAUACUGGACCUAGUAGCAGGAGUAGUAGCGCAACUGUAAAUACUGGACCUAGUAGCAGGAGUAGUAGCGCAACUGUAAAUAUGUUACUUGCUCUUUUACCCUCAGUUAAACUCCUGCUCACUGAGUUUUGGCACAAAGAGUUUUCGGGACUUUAUAAACAACUCCAAGCGGAGAAAAUGUAAAAAAAUAAAACUGAUUUGGAAAGUCCCGAGAGAGCGAGUAUCUUAAACUCUGAGAAAAUGUUAAAAAAUAAGACUGAUUUGGAAAGUCCCGAGAGAGCGAGUAUCUUAAACUCUGUUUAGUGAGUUUUGGCACCAGGAGUUUUAGGGAGUUCAAACACCUCCAUGUGGAGAAAAUGUGAAAAAAUAAAACUGAUUUGGAAAGUCCCGAGAGAGCGAGUGUGUUUGAAGAUGCCACAAGUAUGGCAUUUUUCAAAAAACAAUAUCUCGUGCGCCAGUUGAAGUCUGACAAAUGAAAACAUUUGUCAAACUUCAUCAAGGAUUAAUAAAGACUUGCUUGUGUCCAUCUGGUCUCUUGCAGCUGUUCAUAUUUGAAAGUGAAAGUGCUUUGGCUGAUGACGAGUGUUGUGAACCACAUUACCGUUACUGCAUGGUGAGCGACAGUAAUAAGCCUUGUGCGAAACCAUAAACGCACUGUGUUCUAAAUUCAUGAGCCGAGGCACGAGCUCGUAGGUGAC
Marchantia polymorpha subsp. ruderalis is the source of this 6484-nucleotide messenger RNA. The record is from the annotation of a GenBank genome assembly. NCBI's taxonomy places the organism in Eukaryota, Viridiplantae, Streptophyta, Marchantiopsida, Marchantiales, Marchantiaceae.